Molecule: messenger RNA, 2518 nt
Organism: Varanus komodoensis (Komodo dragon)
Lineage: Eukaryota; Metazoa; Chordata; Lepidosauria; Squamata; Varanidae
Gene: CNPY2
Product: canopy FGF signaling regulator 2
Exons: 6
Coding region: 811-1446 (211 amino acids)
Cellular component (GO): endoplasmic reticulum
Source: RefSeq, a predicted model, not a curated record
CCAAUUUGGUUGUGAACUGAGGUGUUCGUAAGCCAAGGUACCACUGUAACUAUAAUGAAAUCAAUUUAAUGUCAGGACUGAUGCACAUCUACUCAGUCACAGAAGCUAAAGACAGAACAUUAGCUAACUUACAAGACUGUAGCAGCACUCAAGCUCUUUUCACUGUGUAAACCUGUAUUUUUCCAGCAUCCGUUUUAAGCCCCAGAAGCUGUGUGCUUGUGUGGGCAUGGUGCUUAUCAUACACACAGAUGCAGAACAAAAGGGUUAAUUGCUGUUAUUUUAGUAGCACCUGUACACAUAACUAUGCCAGGGAAAAGCACCUAGGGUGCCAUAUGUGGCUGUAAAGCAUUGCAGUUAUUUCUGUAUCUGUCCCUGUAUGUGUACCUGAACACAACCAUAUAUAAAACAACUAGGGUUGGGUGCAUGCUGUGCAUGUUUGAGUCCAUCCCAGACCCGCAGUGAUACUUGAAAUCAAAAGCCUUGAUUGUAAGGCUUUUCUCUGUUCAAGUUAGCAAUAUGUUCAGGUUUAAUUUAUUGUGUGGAUUUGGUCACAACAGUAUUAUAGAGUGCUUUUGUUUUUAAAUGUUGAUGUGCUUGUUUGUAAUUUGAUGUGAGCAUUUCAUUGAACCAAAAUACAUGAUGGGGCAGCCAACCCAUCUUUAUCUUGAAUUUUAAGAGCCAAGCUACACAUAUGAUACAACUCCCACUUUAGGUGCAAAAUCAGGAAACUCUUCUAAGAUAUACUAGUGGUGGAACCUUGAGAUUUCAGGCUGCUGGGAAGUUUAUUUUCCACAAGAGUUUGAGAAAUAAAUGAUACAGUCAGAAAAAUCAGCAGUUGUUGGACUGCACCACUUAGACUGCAGGUUGUGGCCCUUGCCCACACCCAAAAAGAUGAAUGGCUGGAUUUCAAGCACGGUCUGCCUGUCCAUUAUCCUUUCACUACAGUUGAGUAGUGCUUUUGCCCGGAGAAGCCAAGAUCUUCGCUGUGGAGUAUGUCGUGCCCUGGUGGAUGAACUGGAGUGGGAAAUAUCUCAGGUAGAUCCCAAGAAAACCAUCCAGAUAGGUUCCUUCCGUAUCAACCCAGAUGGAAGCCAGUCCAUUGUAGAGGUGCCCUACGCCAGGUCUGAGGCUCACCUGACAGAACUGUUGGAGCGCAUCUGUGAGAACAUGAGUGAUUACGGUGAGAAAGUGGAUGCCACCACACACCGGAAAAACUAUGUCAGGGUGAUCUCCCAUGAUGGGACCAAGAUGGACCUUUCUGAAACCAAAAUUGAUGGCGAUGUGACGUCAAGCCUUAAGUUUGCGUGUGAGAGUAUAGCUGAGGAGUAUGAAGAUGAGCUUAUAGAAUUCUUUUCCCACGAGGCAGAAAAUGUCAAGGACCGGCUGUGCAGCAAACGAACAGAUCUGUGUGACCAUGCCUUGCACCUGACACAUGAUGAACUAUGAAAUGCAAAGAUCUGACUAGCCUGGUGGAUGUGUUGGCUAGUCCUUUCUAGAUUACCUCCGUUCUUACAGCUCUCGUCAUUGUCCCAGCAAUCGUCUUUCAAUCUUGGGAAUAAUUCUGUACAAUCUGGAAACCAAAGAUGCACCUCUGGAAGAAAACACUAGCAAAGUUUCUUUGGAGAUUUUUACUAAGCAAACACAAGGUGCUGUGUCCCUCAUCUGACUCUCUUUACAUCCAUUAUUAUCAAACCUUUGUUACUGUUGUUGUUAUUUUUAAAGGGAGCAGAAAGAUGUCCAUUUCAGGCUCAAAAGCCAUGCUUUCCACUGCAUAGCCACUGUGUCUUUUGUUUUUUUAAUACUUUGUGCUGUAUGCAGGCACAGUGAUCUGGAGACUGAAUGAGGGGAUGAGCAGCACAGUUCCUGGAUUCAGUUCUAAUGUUCAGUGGAACCCAAGCAGCAGGGUUUUAUGAGUCCCAAAUGUAGCUCUUGUUGUAAUGCUGGGCAGGUUAUUUAAUUUGUGGUUCUGCUACCACCAUAUUAUGUAACUCUCACAACUUCAGUCAUUUAAUUUAUCUGGGUAACCCUUUGAACAGGAAGAGGGGAAGAGUCUGUCACAGAUGCUCUUAUAAUUAGCCCAUAAAGGAAACCACUGCAAGGAGGAACAGCACAAGCACAAAUGACGGUUGCUCGGUAUGUGGUGCUGGCCCUGCAGAAGCCACACAAAAUGGUCACUGAUGGUGUAACAUGUGGUUUGGGUUACCACUUUGAACAUUGCCCCCAUGGAACUGUUGGCAGUGUUGUGGAAACUCCAAACCUACGUCAAGUAGCAAGCAAACCUCUGUGUUACAAUUGAGACGCUCUUUUGUCAGCUUCGACAUCAGUGUAUAAACUUGCUUGUGUAAUCCACUUGUGCUGAUUUGGAGUAUCAGGCAUUUGAUAAAUGAGGGAAGUGUUGAACUCUUUCAAAGGGCUUUAAAAAUUUUUGAUACCUUUUUAUCACCUGUUUUUUAUGACUCUGGGUCACAGAUCUACCAGUGAUGGUGAGGAAAUAAAUCAUGCUGUGAUUGAUGCAGGA